Hibiscus syriacus is the source of this 735-nucleotide messenger RNA. Its product is annotated as F-box protein CPR1-like. Bases 1 to 735 code for a protein of 244 amino acids. The record is from RefSeq and is a predicted model, not a curated record. NCBI's taxonomy places the organism in Eukaryota, Viridiplantae, Streptophyta, Magnoliopsida, Malvales, Malvaceae. The transcript is spliced from 3 exons.
AUGGCCUUGGCUGCCCUUUGGAACCCAUCUACCAGAGAGUUCAAAAUCCUUCCUCAAUCCACAGUCCAACGCCCUCCUGCAAUAGAUUACACUAGUUCUGAUUGCCUUGGUCUUGGGUAUGAUUCUGAAACUGAUGACUUCAAAGUUGUAAGAUUUGUUAUUAAUUUCUUUGAAGAGAAUCUAGAUGAAGGGUUGAUGGCAGAUUGGAUCGAGCAAGUUGAGUUAUAUUCCCUUAAAAGUGAUUCAUGGAAGGAAAUUUCAGUUCCUGGGGCAAGUGGGGAUUAUAAACUUAUUCUUUCGUUUGAUAUGGUUAAUGAAAAGUUUUCAACUUUACCACUGCCUGAAUUUGGUGGGACUUUAGCACAAUGUUAUUUGGAACUUUUGGACUUCAAUGGAUUGCUUGGUGCUAUUUUAUACCCAUGUGAAGGAACUGACAAGUCUUUUGAUUUAUGGGUUAUGAAUGGAUCAUGGACUAAACAAUUCAGUGUUGAAUCUGUUCCUGGAGUUGAGAGGCCAUUGGGGUUUUGGAAAAAUGGCGAAAUGUUUCUCGAGAGCUCUGAUCAUGAACUGGUGUUGUUUGACCCCUCCACACGAGAGAUUAAAAAUCUCGGUAUCCAUGCUGAUCGGGAAACAAUGCGGAUUGUUGCUUAUGUUGAGAGCUUGGUUCCAAUAAAUGGAAGACAAGAGCAUGAGGAAAGUAUAGUUCGUCGGCCAGCUGGAGGUGCAUCAAAUUGA